Raphanus sativus (radish) is the source of this 267-nucleotide messenger RNA. Its product is annotated as gibberellin-regulated protein 8. The coding region runs from base 1 to 267 and encodes 88 amino acids. NCBI's taxonomy places the organism in Eukaryota, Viridiplantae, Streptophyta, Magnoliopsida, Brassicales, Brassicaceae. The record is from RefSeq and is a predicted model, not a curated record. The transcript has 2 exons.
AUGAAGCUCGUAGUUGUACAAUUCUCCAUAAUCUUUCUUAUCCUCACAUCUUCUUUGUUCGUACUUUCAACCGCAGAUUCGUCAUGUGGUGGAAAGUGCAACGUGAGAUGCUCAAAGGCAUCACAACAUGACUUAUGCAUCAAAGAUUGCAAUAUAUGUUGCCAAAAGUGUAAAGGUUGUGUGCCCUCUGGCACGUAUGGAAACAAAGACCAGUGCCCUUGCUACCGAGAUAUAAAAAACUCCAAAGGCGGACCCAAAUGUCCCUGA